UCUGGUUUCUCAGAGCCUUCACUCUACACACACACAUGCAGACACACACACACACACAAACACACACACAAACACAGAGGCAUGAUAUGGUCCGAAGUAGUCAGCUGUGCAGAUUUCUCUUAGAGGGGUCGAGGAGCAGUUGUCGAGAGACAUGGACUUUAGCCAAAAGAGGCACUGAAAACAGCUUUACUGCUUUUGGACUGGACACUCACUCACAGCCGACCUUGGAGAACUCAAAGGAGGGAAGUGAAAUUGUGUGACGCAAGGGUACAUCCAGUUCCAUAAUGGCGAUCCCAAAUAACCUCUCCCUUUUCAACUCCACCUCCUCCCCCUAUUUAACAACAGAGAUCUAUCUGAACACCUCUCUGGCCUCCUCUGCUCCCCUCUGCCCAGACUGGUCUCCUGUACCCAUGACCACAGUCAUCCCUGCCAUCUACAGCGUUAUCUGCGUGCUGGGAACCGUAGCCAAUGCCCUGGCAGUGGGUGUGUUGGCCCACUCCAGCACCUCGAGGAGAACUGUUGCAAACACUUUCAUGCUGAACUUGUGUGUGUCUGACCUGCUGUUCCUGCUGUCCCUCCCGCUGUGGGCCGUCUAUUACUCCCAGGGCUACAGCUGGCCGUUUGGCUGGGUUGCCUGCAAAGUCUGCGGAGUGCUCCACAACCUCAACCUCUACGCAUCCAUCUUCUUCAUCACGUGCAUGAGCAUAGACCGCUACCUGGCCAUCGUGCAUCCGUUCCGCUCCCAGAGUGCACGAGACCCUAAGCUUGCCAAGCUCACAUGCAUCCUGGUGUGGGUGCUGGCGUGUGCUUGCUCGGCCCCUACCUUAUACCUGAGAGACACAUAUUUUCUGGAGGGGCUUGGCGUGGAGGCCUGUGUGAUUCACUAUCCGGAUACCACCUGGUAUAGGACUCUGGUCUGGAUGAAGAUUUCUUUGGCCUUCCUUCUGCCACUGUUUGUCAUCUCUUGUUGCUACUGCGCUAUUGGCAGACAUUUGCUGACUGACACAUGGCUGGUAAGAAUGCAGAAUGAGUCGCAGAGCUGCAGGAUACCUGACAGACCCCCGACCCCCUGUGUGAGCCCCAGCUCCAACGGGGGCAGACACCUGGAGGGCCGGGGGCUGGAGCGUGUGCUGCGGACAGUAGCUGCUGUGGUCAUGGCUUUCUUCAUCAGCUGGUUCCCCUUUCACUGCGUGACCUUUUUGGAUGUGCUGAAGAGCGAGGGCUGGUUGAACAGCUGUGGGGUAGACUGGACAAUCCAAAACCUCACCCCUCUGACCCUUUGCUUGGGUUUCUCCAACUCUGCCAUCAAUCCUGUGCUCUACUGCUUCAUCGGAAAUCAUUUCCGGGGUCGUCUCGGGGGAUUCUGCAAGGGCCUGUAUGCUUGUCUGAAAGCCCGUGGGGAGGAUCACAGCCAGAAGAGGGGCUCCUUCAGCACCAGGCUGAGCUCCUUCUCCCGAAAACUCAGUGACCUGAAAGACCUGGCGAUUGUGGAGCCUUCUGGUCCUGCUUAGCAAGUCCCCAGAAAGGAGACUUUCUCCUCCACAGCCUGGUUUCACACCCCAAAGAGUGAUGCCGAUGUCAAGUGACUGCUGAACUCCAAUAAGCAUAGAUGUGUGAGACGGAGCUGUUAACUGACUGAGUCAAAUUCCAACACAGCUCAGUUCUGCCCUACAAAAGACAAAAAGAAAAGGAACAAAAUUAAACAUAGCUGAGAUUUUUAAAAAAGGGUUAAAAGGGACAGGUCACCCUAAAAUCAUGAAUACACUUUUUUUCCUCUUACCUGUAGUGCCAUUCAUCAAUUUAGAUUAUUUUGGUGUGAGCUGCCAAGUGUUGGAAAAAUCGGCCAUAGAGAUGACUGCCUUCUCUCAAAUAUAAUGGAACUGGAUGGCACUCUGCUUUCGGUGCUCAAAAGUCCAAAAAAUACAUUCGGUAGAAAUUAAACAGAAAUGUCUCUUUACACAGAUAAUCCACAGACCUUGUUUUGCACAGUAUCAUGUAGGGACUAUUUUUUUCCCACCAAACUAUGCCUACCAUUUCAUUGCACGGGAGGCGUGCAUCUAGCUCAGUGGUGUGCUAGCAGUAGAUGCACACUUCCUUCUCCACAGUGAUACUGUUGGUAGUCUGGAAGAAAGACAUUUUUUUUUUACAUGAAUCAGCUCACAACAAACUCUGUGGAUUAUCUUGCACUGAGUUAUAAUUUCUGGAAAGAGACAUGCUGUUGAGUUUUUCUAAUUUUUCCUGCACUUUAAGCACUCAAGCCAGGUGCCUUCUAGUUCUAUUAUCUCGGAGAAAAUGCAGACAUCGCCGCGGCUGAAAUUAACAACACUUGGCAGCUCACAUCAAAACAAUCUAGACUGAUAGGCCCUAAAUAGCAUUACAGGUAUGAGAAAUUUUGAGGCUGGUUUGCCAAAUGGUGUAACAAACAUUUAAUUUAUGCAUCUCAUUCCUUUCAAGCUGCAGCAGCUUUCAGCUAAAAAGCUUUAAAAAAUCUACUGCGCUCAACCUGCUCAGUACCAAACUGCAGCAGUUAGACACUCACUGGAGAACACAGCUGAACAUUUAGCAGCUAAACAGUGCAACUAUUUGCUAACAAGGUGGGAAAUAAACUUAAAACUAAGAUAUGACAGUUUUGUGUUCACAAAAUCCCACCAUGUGGUGAAAAAGAGAGAGGGGGGAAAACACUUACUGUAAGGGUGCAGGUAGUUAAAGUUAGUCUACUAAGCUAGGGUAGUGAUAGCUUAGCAGGACCAAGUUAGCUGCUGUUACUUUCUUUGUGUCUGUAUCACGGCUGGAUUUGGCUUCUGCCUCAUUUAUACAGGGCGACUGACCUUAUUAAAAAAAAUUAUUUGACCAUAACAGAUUUUUCACAGGAAAGCAGGUAUAAAAAAAUAGGUAAAUUAAGCUUUACCUAAUGCAAGGCUAGUUGUAGCUAUCUCAACAGCUAGCUCUAUUUUAAGCUCUGUUUUGUAUUUACAAACUAUGAUAUUUUCUUUGAAAGUAUACUAUGAAAUAAUAAUAUUGUAUAUGUUAAAACAAUCUCAUUAACUUCAUUUUUAAUGUAUAGCUACUGUAUUUUGGCUUUGUACAGGCCAAAACAUUAAAUAAAUGCAGAUGUAUAAGGAUAAUUAUUAACCAGUCAUAUCAAUGCUACUUUUAAUGUUCUUUUUGGAACAAAUAUAUUAUAUGUAAUCAUUAACUUGUAACAUUUUUAUUGUAUUAUUCUGUAUGGAAUUGGAAAUUAUUGCAUUUCUUUGACCGAAAGAAAAAUAAAGUGAGCAAUAUUUCCCUAAAA
Plectropomus leopardus (leopard coralgrouper) is the source of this 3292-nucleotide messenger RNA. RefSeq names its product type-2 angiotensin II receptor-like. Lineage: Eukaryota; Metazoa; Chordata; Actinopteri; Perciformes; Serranidae. Gene Ontology annotation, molecular function: C-C chemokine receptor activity; C-C chemokine binding. Gene Ontology annotation, cellular component: external side of plasma membrane; membrane. The record is from RefSeq and is a predicted model, not a curated record. Gene Ontology annotation, biological process: immune response; positive regulation of cytosolic calcium ion concentration; neutrophil chemotaxis.